UUUAACAUAAGUAUUCUCUCCAUAUCUGUCUUUGUUCACUUCUUUCAAAUCACAGAAACAUUUUUUUAACGGCAAAUUUGGAUCACUGACGAACUACUGGUGUAUCAUCGUGCUACUAGCGGAACUACCCGAUUAUAUCCAUCUCCACUAGGCUAUAAUGCCUAUACACUAAUAAUUCAUGAGGAAACCCAAUAAAUAAAUCUGGAAAAGGUAUAUAAGGGCUUGAACCAACACAAUGGCCCAUAAUUUCAGAGAAAAGACUGGUUUCAACGGUGGGAUUCCAAUAGAUGAAGAUUUUUUUGCUCAAAAUAUUUCCGGAAUGCUUGAUGACGACAUUGCAGCUGUUCUUUUCCCUAAUGAUAUCGAAAGAGGUUUAAAAUUAUGUGAAGAAAAAAAAGAACGUUUUAGGAAGUUAGUGAAAGAAAAAGCUAUGCCCAUAAAGGGUCUAUACAAAUUAACUAAAUGGGUUGAAGAUCAUGGGCUGAAACGGGCCGCUGUUACUAAUUCCCCUAGGCCCAAUGCUGAGCUCAUGAUCUCAACUCUUGGCCUAACUGAUUUCUUCAAUCAUAAUAUUAUCAUUGGUGAUGAGUGUGAGCAUGCUAAACCGGCACCAAAUCCUUACCUAAACGCUCUUAAACUUCUCAAUGUUUCUAAAGACCAUACUUUCAUUUGUGAGGAUUCAGUUUCGGGGAUAAAGGCGGGCGUGGCAGCUGGAAUGCCGGUUAUUGGAUUAACGACUAGAAAUCCCAAACACAUGCUCAUGAAAGCAAAUCCUACACUUCUCAUUGAAAAUUAUGAAGACCCAAAACUAUGGGAAGUCUUAGGAGAGCUUAAUAAAAGGGAGAAUGAAGCUUGAUACAAUGAUUAUAUUGAAGACAGCUUUGCCACUUCCUUCCAUCUAUGUGCUAUCUGUAUAAUAUUGGUCCAUGGUACUUAAAGAGUUCAACAUUGGAAAUUGCGUGUACUUAAAACUCCAACAUUAUAACUCUUCCAGAUCUGGAAGGUGAUUUAGGCGGUGAAUUAGCAGAAGGAAAAGGCGGAGGAAGAGAAAAGAGCUAAGGUAGCAUUCAAGUUGACGCCGUUACCGUUCAUCCACUAUUCAUGGUUGUGUUUGAAGUUAAUAGAUAGAGUAAUUAUACUUAUAAUAUGAUCUUUUCAAUUUCAACUAGACUUACACUUACACUUACCCUUUAUACUAUAACACUUUUGCUCUUGUUUUUUC
Messenger RNA from Helianthus annuus (common sunflower), 1222 nucleotides. Its product is annotated as haloacid dehalogenase-like hydrolase domain-containing protein Sgpp. NCBI's taxonomy places the organism in Eukaryota, Viridiplantae, Streptophyta, Magnoliopsida, Asterales, Asteraceae. The transcript has 5 exons. The record is from RefSeq and is a predicted model, not a curated record. The coding region runs from base 236 to 856 and encodes 206 amino acids.